AACCAAUUAAUCUUUUGGGUUAUCAUUUGGAAACUGUAUAGUCGUCCAACAAGCUAACGCUGCAACAUGAGCUUCUUCCUUUUACUACUACUACUUGUGUUGUCGGCAGUAGCAGGUUUUGCUCCUACCGCCGCCACAUCAAAAACUAUUUCUUCCAUAGCCAAACCAAACUGCGAUGAUCAUUGUGGGAACGUAAGCAUCCCAUUUCCCUUUGGUUUGACACAAGAAUGUGCUCUAAACACAAAUUUCUCCAUCACUUGCAACACCUCCUUUCAUCCUCCAAAGCCAUUUCUAAGUAGGACUGUGGAGGUUAGGGAUAUAUCAGUUGAAGGGCAGUUGAGGGUCAUGAAGCUCGUAGCUAAAAUUUGUUACAACAAGGGCGAAAAUCGUUCCUCACUGAGAAUAUCGUAUACUUCCUCAAGAUUCUAUGUCAACCAGACCGCCAAUAAAUUCGUUGCUGUCGGAUGCGACACUUUCGCUAACGUUUACGCCUACGGCGAUGACCAGUCGUACAAAACAGGGAGUAACUGUGUGAGCAUCUGUAACACCACACAUGAUGUUACAACUACAAACGGGACUUGCUCCGGAUUUGGGUGUUGCGAGACAGGGAUUCCUAACGUGGCCAGGAACGUGUACCAUUCACUGGAUAGCUUGAAUUACUAUAAUUACACUGCCGGUGAUAUUAAUAACUGCAGCUACGCAUUCGUGGUGCAAAAAGAGGAGUUCAGGUUUUCCCCCACCAUGCUUACCAGAGAUUGGGAUGUGGAGAAAGUGCCCAUGGUUCUUGACUGGACCAUCUCGAACCAGACGUGCCUUACGGCGUGCCAAGGUAAUACCACAUGUGUUGCCGUCAAUGGUGAGGGGUAUCGUUGCGCUUGCAAGGAGGGUUAUGAAGGCAAUCCUUAUCUCCCUCCAGGUUGUCAAGAUGUUGAUGAAUGUGAAAAUGGACAGAACAAUUGCUCCAAAAACGCUAUUUGCUCAAAUACCGAAGGUGGCUAUGAGUGCUCUUGCAAGAAAGGUUACCGUGGCGAUGGCAAGAGUGCUUUAGGCUGCACUUCUUCUAAUCAUCGUAGACACAUCAUGCUUGUUUUGGGUAAACCAACACCCUCCCUCCUUUCAAUUCUUUUGGGUGACCAAAGAAAUCCGCAGUCACUACUCGAUGGUGUGUAUUUCGUUGGCAUUAUAACGAAGCUGAUCAGUUGUUUUGGUCUGUACGUAAAAUAUAAACGAAAGAAAUCAGUACAGAUGAAAAAGAAAUUCUUUAAGGACAAUGGAGGACUGAUUCUGCAAGGAAGGAUUGAUCAAGGAAGUACAUCUUCUAGCACAACAAGAAUUUUUGCUGCCCAGGAGCUUAAAAAAGCAACCAACAAUUAUGACCACACUAGAAUCAUUGGUCAAGGAGGUUUUGGCAUUGUCUAUAGAGGAAACCUUCUUGACGGCAGAAUAGUAGCAGUUAAAAAGGCCAAGAUGAUGGACCCAACUCAAGUUGAGCAGUUCAUCAAUGAGGUAAUUGUGCUCUCCCAAAUCAAUCACAGAAACAUUGUCAAACUUUUUGGUUGCUGUUUAGAGACAGAAAUUCCAUUGUUGGUUUAUGAGUUCAUAAGCAAUGGGACAUUGUCCGAGCAUCUACACAACAAAGACAAGGCAUCGGCAUUACCUUGGUCGACCCGUUUAAGAAUAGCAACAGAAACAGCUGAGGUCCUCUCUUAUUUGCACUCUGCAGCCUCUCCUCCCAUCAUCCACAGAGAUGUUAAAUCUGUUAAUAUUCUCCUUGAUGAUGACUACACCGCUAGGGUAUCCGACUUUGGAGCAUCAAGACUAGUCCCUCAAGACCAAACUCAACUGACAACAAUGGUGCAAGGAACAUUUGGUUAUCUAGAUCCAGAGUACUUGCAAACCAACCAUUUAACAGAAAAGAGUGAUGUCUAUAGUUUCGGAGUUGUCCUGGUGGAGUUGCUAACGAGUAGGAGGGCUCUAUCUUUUGAUGGUCCAGAGAAAGAGAGACAUCUAUCUCAGUAUUUUCUUUCAUUGUUGAAAGAGAAUAAGUUAUUCAAGAUUCUUGAUGACAACAUUGUAUGUCAUGGAAACAUUGAAGAGUUACGAGAGGUUGCUUUGCUUGCUAAAAGGUGUUUAAAUGUGAAGGGAGAUGAUAGGCCGACGAUGAAGGAAGUUGCAGUUGAACUAGGUGGAUUGAGGAGAGCAAAAAAACAUCCAUGGAUCAAUAAUUCAGACACUUCAAUGGAAUCAGAUUCUCUACUUACUGAGCAGCCAAUUCCCUUUGGAUAUGGUGCUACUUUCAGUAUAACAACAACAGAGUAUGAUAGCUUAAAACAUCAUAUGGAGUUUCCAGCCGCUGCUGGAAGAUAAUUGCAACCCCUUCAUUUCAGCAAAUUAGCUAUAUGCUCAAUUGGGAAUACUAUAUAUGUUGAUUUGUUUCUAUUAUUCUUGUGAUAAAAAUUAAAAUAAUUAAUGUAUUUCAAAUUUAAUAUUA
Messenger RNA from Ipomoea nil (Japanese morning glory), 2491 nucleotides. RefSeq names its product putative wall-associated receptor kinase-like 16. Gene Ontology annotation, cellular component: plasma membrane. NCBI's taxonomy places the organism in Eukaryota, Viridiplantae, Streptophyta, Magnoliopsida, Solanales, Convolvulaceae. The transcript is spliced from 3 exons. Gene Ontology annotation, biological process: cell surface receptor signaling pathway; protein phosphorylation. Bases 67 to 2367 code for a protein of 766 amino acids. Gene Ontology annotation, molecular function: protein serine/threonine kinase activity; polysaccharide binding; calcium ion binding. The record is from RefSeq and is a predicted model, not a curated record.